Ilex paraguariensis (yerba mate) is the source of this 738-nucleotide messenger RNA. Lineage: Eukaryota; Viridiplantae; Streptophyta; Magnoliopsida; Aquifoliales; Aquifoliaceae. The record is from the annotation of a GenBank genome assembly.
AUGCCUCUCGUGACUCAGCUGAAUCGAAAUUCACCGACUGUUCAAAUUGCCUCUGUUCUCCCUUCGGCUGUGUUAUCUUCAACAAAUAAUCAAUGUUCGUCAUCUGGAUUAGGAAUGCACAUUCCUUCUGAUUCUUCGAAUGUUCUAAAUGUUCAAGGAGUUAAUCUGCAUUCUCAUUCUGUUUUGAUUCCUCCACCUAAUUCAUCUCCUCAAGAUCCUUCGACUGACCGACUUCUGCCAAAAACUCAGAUCCAGAUUCCUGGAAGAGAUUCUCAAGUUCCUCUUGUUACAACGAAUGCUCAAAAUCCUUCUACUACUCAAAUUCCUUCAUCUCCAAUUCUAUUUGGUUCCUUGAAUGCUACAUUCAGUGCUGAUAAGAGUACUGAUAUUGGAGCAUCUGCUGCUGAUAAACUGAUUACUGAUCCAGUUCCACAGGAGAUGAUCAAUGUGUGUAAUAUAGCAAAUGCUGCUUUGAUUAAUGAUGUUGUGGGAGUUGAGGCUUUCAUUAUAAAGCCUGGAUCAGCUGAUGACAUUAAGGGUAAGGAGUUAUUAAGAGAGAUGAAAAUUCAGAAUCCUUAUUCUUUAAUCAUUAAGGCUGUUGGGAUUCUUAGCAUAAGUAAUGGAAUGCAAUUGAUUGCUCUCAUUGGCAGACGGAUGGAUUUCAAGCUGGAAUUUGCAGUUUUCCUAUAUGUGCAUUUCUUAUGCUCAAAACUUGGAAUGGCUUCCUGCAGCUACUAA